GCUGUGUCAGUCACUCUGUCAGCUUGAAGAGGAAAACAAUUGCACUUUAAAAUCUGCAGUACGCGCUAAUUCUACUAAUAGGAUCCAGCAGUGUGUUUGCUCCAACAACAUGUGGACGAUCCCGAAGCCCAGAUACAGGAGGUGCGAGGAUGAGCCUGAGAUCACGGUGAACAUCGGCGGGGUCCGAGUGGUGCUUUUUGGGGAUGUUCUCAAUCGUUACCCGGAGAGCCGACUGGCCGAGUUGCUGAACAGCUCCUCGGCGCACAACGACGAACUUAUUUCCUCUCUCUGUGACGACUUUGACCCCAACAGGAAAGAGUUUUACUUCGACCGAGAUCCAGAUGCCUUCAAGUGCAUCAUGGAUGUUUAUUACCUGGAUGAAAUCCACAUAAAACGCGGCAUUUGCCCCAUUUGUUUCAUCAAGGAGAUGGAAUUCUGGAAGAUCGACCAGAGUGUUUUGGAUGACUGCUGUAAAAGUUACCUGAGCGAGAAGGAGGGCGAGCUGAAGGACAUCGCCGGCAAGGUGAAGGUAAUUUUGGAGGAUCUGGAGGAGGACCAGAACGCUUCUGGCACCCAGCAGUGUCAGAGGGUCGUCUGGAGGCUCAUGGAGAAGCCUGGUUCCUCCUUCCCGGCGCGCGUAAUUGCUAUCGCGUCCUUCCUCUCCGUCCUGGUGUCGGCGGUGGUGAUGUGCGUGGGAACCAUCCCGGAGUUGCAGGUGUCAGACGCCGAGGGGAAGCUGGUGGAACACCCGACUUUGGAGGCGAUAGAGACCGCCUGCAUGAUGUGGUUCACGGCAGAGUACCUGCUGCGCCUCGCCUCCUCACCCGACAAGUUGCACUUUGCGCUCUCUUUCAUGAACAUCGUCGACUUCAUGGCCAUCAUGCCUUUCUACGUGGUGCUCAGUCUGACGUACCUCGGCACCUUCUCCAUGAUGGAGCUGGCCAACGUUCAGCAGGCGGUGCAGGCGCUGCGCAUCAUGCGCAUAGCUCGCAUCUUCAAGUUGGCGCGCCACUCCUCAGGACUCCAGACACUCACACACGCCCUCAAGAGGAGCCUCAAGGAGCUGGGGCUGCUCCUCAUGUACAUGGGCGUGGGGAUUUUUGUCUUCGCCGCCCUGGGCUACACAAUGGAGCAAAGUCACCCCAAGACUCUCUUCGGGAGCAUUCCACAAUCCUUCUGGUGGGCCAUCAUCACCAUGACUACGGUGGGAUACGGAGACAUCUACCCCAAAACCACUCUGGGCAAGUGUAACGCAGCCCUGAGUUUCCUGUGUGGAGUCAUAGCCAUCGCCUUACCUAUACACCCUAUCAUUAACAACUUUGUGGUGUUUUACAACAAGCAGAAGGAGCUGGAGACUGCAGCAAAGCAUGAAGUGGAGCUGAUGGAGCUUAAGUCUGGUGGGGACAUCCAGCACAGAAAAGACAGCGAUAAUGACAAAACAUAGAAAGCACAACGUGUGUGUUUAACAAAUUCAGAGUGUCUAUAAAGCGUGCAUAUCAUGGUAAAAAAAAAGGGGACUCAUUAAUGCAUGUAGAUCAUGGGUGUCAAACAUACGGCCCGCUGGCCUAACCGGUUUCAUCCGGCCCACGGGACGAGUUUACGCGGUAUAAAAAUUUGUUGAAAUUUUUGAAUGAAAGAAACCGCUGUUCUAAAUGUGUCCUCUAGAUGUGGCAAUAGCAAUUAUUUUUAUCUUUGCAGAUGAUGCUCAAUAUGUAAACAAAAUAAACCACAUGUUAGUACAUCAGUCGAGGAACAUGAGCAAACCACAUAAAUAACAUCCUGUAAUUUGAUUUUGAUAUCAUUUUUGAAUCAUGAUGAGAUUGAUAACUAACACCAAUGAGUUGACUGAUGAACAAUUUUGCAUAAUUUAUUGAGAAAGUAUAAAUAACAACAAAUACAAAUAGAAUACUAUAAACAACAUUAUGAUUUGUACAUUUUCAGAAUGUGCUUGUUCUAUUUUUAAACAAAGAAAACAAUCUGAAGUUGUCUUUAUUUUUAAAUUAUCGUGCCGUGAUUUUACCAGCCCGGCCCUCCUGGGAGUAGAUUUUUCUCCGUGUGGCCCCCAUCUAAACUGAGUUUGACACCCCUGAUGUAGACGAUCACAAUGCAUCCCACCCAACAUCCUCAUUUGUUUAUACUGAUUUUAUGGAGCAUGGCUGGUGCAACAUUUUGAACAGAGUGGAGAAUUCCAAAGCAGUCCCCACAAAUAUGAAUUGAAUCUGAAUUAAGAUUGCAACUGGAAGUACAAUUGCAAUUAAAAUGAAAGAAAAUAGAAUUGAAAUGACGCGAAAUUUCAAUUAAAAAUGUUGGUUUCAUGGAAAUAAUAUUACUAUGAUCCGCAUGUAUAGGGUGUCCCAAUCUGAUAUUGCUAUCAGAUAUCAGCAAAAAAACUAAUAUUGGCUUGCAUGUAAAAUCGCUGCAAUAAUUAGCUUCUAUACAAGCAGUUACUUGUGCAAAGCAAUUAACAUCGAAAUGUCCUCCAAUAAAAAGUUGGUCCUUUCUUGAAUUUUAGUGAAGUCAUUAACAAAAGGUAAACAUGGUAGUCUAUAGGCUACAUGGAGCUAACAGCUACACAGCUAGGCACACAAGCUAGACAUACAUUAUAAGGGUCCUUCAUAGAACUAUAUUGCAGUCCAAUACAAACAAUUAUCAUAUAAUUAUCGUAAAAUACAAACACUUAUCAUAUAAUUAUCGUUGCAUAUUACUUAUACAUACGAAGUCUUAGAAGUAGAAGCAUAUUAGAAAGUAUCCUGUAACAAACGUGUCCGCAUCAUUUAAUUUAGUGCAUCGUGAGCUUAAUUUACUGAAUUAAUGUCGUCCACCAUGUGGCGCUAAAAACAUGUUACCACUCUCCCUUAAUUCAGAACAGUCAUAGGGUUAUUGUUUUUCAUACCCACCGUUGUUCUCUGAGUAAUUUUACUUGAUCAAACAUUUUCUAAAUAUUUCACACCUGUGUGCAAUAUGAUUUGUGCUGGUAUUGAUCGGCUCAAUAUCAGUAUUGGUGACUACUUAAGGCUGUAUCGAAAGUAAAAAAGUUGUAUCGAGACACCCUUAAUCUAAUGUGGACUUUAUAUGUUUAGUUUCUUACAUUCAGACAAGUUUUAGGUACAAAAUGCUGUAGUAGAUUGAGUUUUUGUUUACCUUAUACAGCAAAGGUUUUUCAGUAAACAAUUGAGAAUUUCUAUAAAACAGAUCAUUUAUUCUAAUGUUUUAUAAAUAGUGCUAAUAAUUUUUUCCAAUCAGAUUCAAUUGUAGUUUUUGAAUUUCGAUAAAUCGCGACGAUCACAGUAAAUUACUUGUUUGGGUAAUUUGAAUUAGCUUAAAAAAAGGCCCUCAUAUUUUGACACAAAUAUAAUUUUAUUGUCAGAAUGUCAUAUGUGAAUGUUUUUCGAUUGAAUGCACAUCAUUUAAUUGCUCAAAACCUAUUAACAGUAUUAUUUUCAGUCAGGAUGUGUUUUGAAGCAAACGUUGCCAGCGAGCACACUAGUUGGAGUACUAGCAUAUGCAUUGACAUGAUCACUAACCGUAUAACAUCCCCCACCACCUUUCAGGUAACCAUCCACAGUUAAGUAAAGGAGCGUGUGCGGUCAAAACACAUUUUGUGAUUAAUCUGCAUUUAUACAGUACAAUAAAACUGCAAUCAUUUUUUUGUGAUUAAUCACAUCCAAAAAUUUGAUUUCACCAUCCUUACUUAGACUUAGACUUAGACAAACUUAAAUGAUACUCAAGGGAAAUUGUUCUUACUUAGGAAUUCUAAAUAGUGGAAAAGUACCUCCAUUUCCUAGAACUCUUUUCUGUAUCCAAUAAUUCAAAAUUGAUAUAUUUGGAAAUACUUUGCAAAGUAUUUUUGGAAUUUAAGUCAAAAAUGUGAAACACAUGAUAAUUACUUUUAUAUGAUUACAUUUUUACUUGGAUACUUUGAAUUGCAACAAACUUGAGUUAAUUCCCGUUCCUGUAACUCCAUCUCAGCAUUAUGUGAGGUGGAAUUUUUUUUUUUCCAGUUCUUCAAAUGAAUUGCAGGUUGGCGUCAAAAAACAAGGAAAUAUAUUUAAACACCUGGCGAGAUCUGGGAUACAGUGUAGGCCUAAACACAAUAUCUCAAUGCUCACCUGAGUGGACAGAAAAGCCAAAGAUGGAUGACAGUUUGUUUCCACAAGCCACAUCGUUUCUUCUGUGAAAACCGCUUAAGCAACUGAAACACAUGACUUCUCCACACUCGCCGCCAUGGGAACGGAGGUAGAUAUGUCGCCUGUAGCUAUACAACAAGCAAAUAAAAACAACUUUAAUGAUCACCGUCAUUUACCGUAUUUCCUUGAAUUGCCGCCGGGGCGCUAAAUAAUUUAAAAUCUCUUCUCACUCCUGCGCUUACCAAAGGCAUGCGGUAAAAGUAAGCAUGCGCUAAUUAUUUUAAAACCUCUUCUCACUCCGGCACUUACCAAAGGUAUGCAGUAAAAAUUUGAGUGUGAUGUAUGGUUGGACCUUAAAUCCUACUGAAUAGCUCUUAAUCCUCUUCCCUUUAUGCGAUUUCAAAUAAAUCAGCCUCCUCCUUUUUGAAAAUGAUGACAGAGGAAGUGUCACUUGUGACGUCACGAGUUUGACCAGGCGGUAAUACUAAGCAUGCGCUAAUUAUUUUGGGAAGCGAGUUUGACCGGCAGUAAUUCAAGGCAGGCGCAUACUAUAUGUCCUGCGGCAAUUCAAGCAAAUACGGUAGUUUGAAGCUGAAUUUAACUGAUAUUAAGACAACUAAUGUGCAUAGAGCAGUGACGUGCGGUGAGCUAAACACCAGAUGAGACAUGCAUACUUUUUUUUCUCCUUUUUUUUUUUUUUACUUAAAUUCAUAUGUGCAGCUCCAGUUAUUGUUGAUUUAGGACGCACAUUAGAGAUACAGCAAAAAAAGGGAGUUAUUCGCUUUCAUAAAACCGUUAUCAUAAUGAUAUAAUGAUAUGAUAAAUGGUUCCAAAAAGUAUUUAAUAAAGUUGUUAUUAAAUAAUUUUAGGUCCCAUUUCCUUUUAACAAAAUAAAUCAAGUAUUGUGAGUGUAUAUUACCUUUCUGUAUUUGUAUCUGAACCAGCAAUAGCUAUCCUCUAUGAAAACAUACUUUGUAUGACCUCAUUAAUUUUGUCUUAAAGUCCAGUUUAGAGAAGUAUUUCAUCUUGGAUGCAGUGUAUAAUUAAUCCUCCAUAUUGGCAGACACAUUCAUUUAAUUGAAUUUAAUACCAAAAAAUUAAACAAUAUUUUUGCAUCCGACAAAAAACACCCACAAAGGCUGGCUUACUCUAAUAAAAAUGCCUGUUUGUUAUAAAUACAGUUUAAAAAAAAAAGAAAAGAAAAAAAAGUCUGGCUUCUAGCUUGAGCGCCCCCACUUCUCCCAGUGUGGCGAGGCCUUGAGCUGCAAGUUGACAAUAUAUCGCCCCCUACCUUGAGGCAGAGGUACAUGCUGCCUCAUGGCCAGCCUUUUCCCCUGGCAACAAUCAUGCGCCCCCUCGCACGCACACGCCCAAUACACACUGUGUGUAGCCGUGGAGGCACCGCCUGUGUCUGCCUCGCUUCUUGUAUGCUGCGUUGUUUUGAUAAGGAAACAUGGAAUUUCCGCAAUUUUGACCAUGAAAAUGAUCAAAAUAUACAGAAACCACACCAAAAUCACAUAGAAAGCAUAAACCAAAAGAUGAAUAUUAAAACUUAUUUUAUUUUAUUACUUUGUUUUGGAACAUCUCAUGGUUAAGCCACCUGGUGGCAGGUGAGGCACUGCCUCACUUGCCUCCCCUGUCAGCACGUCACUGGCAUGGAGUAUGACCCCCAUAUUUGUUGUACACAAACUAAAAAGGAAAAUAGAGAUGUUUUUUGUAUUUUUGCAUUAUUUUUUGUGACAUAUAUAUGUAUAUUGUUCAGGGUGGCUCCUGUGUGUUUGGUCAUAUGUUUGUGUUUUCCUCUGUUCCAGUCUUGUGCACUUAUUUUUCAGUUCCACUUCCGGUUAUCUUUGUCUUGCAGCACUUUUACUUUGCCAGUGCACCUGUGUCUCGUUUGUCUAAUCAGGUCUUUUUAGUUUCAGCUGUUGCAGCUUGCUGGCUCAUUACUUUGUAGUCUGUUAAGUGUGCUUGUGGUCUUGUAGCUUUCCCUUUGCUUCCGACGCACUUCCCAGCUGCACAAUAGCUGUUGCAUUGUAUAUUAAAUACUAUUUAACCUGUACAUCGUUUGCUGUUCUCUGCAUCUUGGGAUCACGUGGCAUGCAACACUUUAAUAUUAGUUGAACAGAAUAAAUGUUAAUAAAGGUUGCCAGUAAAGGUAAAUGAGCACAAGCGAUAUAAAAAACAGAUGUAUGAAUCCUGUAUGAAUUAAAGUGAUACACGGGGUAUCCAAAGUGAGUCCUGAGGGGCAUUUUUAUAUUGUUUUUGAUUGGUCUGCAGCACACUGGAGAAAUUAAAUUAAAUUGGUAAAAACCCCACCGAAAAUGGGGAAAAACAAUAAAGCAAAAAGACACAAUGAGAAAAAGGUUAAAUGUUGAUGGCAAUAACUAAUUAAAACACAAUGCUUUGUCGUUAAAUAUUGGUAAUUUAACAAAACAAAAUAAACUAUGGUAACACUUUAUAGUAUGGGGAACAUAUAUGUUAAUAAGCAACUAAGUAAUGGUAAAUAUGUCGCCCAUACUAAAGUGUUACCGACAUUUGUAGUUUUGUAUUUUGUUAGUUAAUCCUAACCCUAUCCCUUAAUAAGUUCUUAUUUAUGACUAAUUAAGAGCCAAUAUGUUACUAAUUUGCAUGUUAAUAAGCAACUAAUUGUCAGGCUUGCCACUGACAGUUUGUUUGUGUUUUAGUUUUUCCUCUGUGUUUAGUAUUUCCUGUCCUUAGUUCCUGUCAGCACUCUUAUUUUGGUUCAGCUUCCUGUUUGUCUCCCUGAGUGCUUUGUUUCCCCUCAGCUGCAGCUGAUUGGCACCUGGCCACACCUGGUGUCAAUCAGCCCUCUCUUAUUUGUACCUGCUUUGUCUUCCAGUCAGUGCUGGAUUAUUGAUUUGUCUUAUCUAUGACUUCCGUAUUGUCGCUCCUGUCAUGUCGUUUCAUGUCAAGUCAUUGCAGCGUAGCGGUAAGCUAUCUUGCGGGAUCUGUUUGUAGCUUACUGUUUUUUGGUCCCUGCUUCCGUUUUGUUUUCACUCUACAAGUAACGACCUCUAUUUUCCUGUUUGCUACCAGCUAGCUUCCACGCUGAGCCCCUUUUUGUUUCUUGCUAGCUUCCAUGCUAAAGACUCAUUUGUUUGUUAUCGGCCUUGUGCGCGUCCUUUGUUAAUACCUCUAUAUAUUAAUUAAAUCAUGUUUCCUCACUCCAUGCCUGCCUCCAUCUCUGCAUCUUGGGGUUCGUCAACAACUAACUCUGACACUAAUUAAUAGUGAAUGUGUUCCCCAUACAUAAGUGU
Nerophis ophidion (straightnose pipefish) is the source of this 7405-nucleotide messenger RNA. RefSeq names its product potassium voltage-gated channel subfamily F member 1-like. The record is from RefSeq and is a predicted model, not a curated record. Gene Ontology annotation, molecular function: protein binding; voltage-gated potassium channel activity. The transcript has a single exon. Gene Ontology annotation, biological process: potassium ion transmembrane transport; protein homooligomerization. NCBI's taxonomy places the organism in Eukaryota, Metazoa, Chordata, Actinopteri, Syngnathiformes, Syngnathidae. The coding region runs from base 110 to 1444 and encodes 444 amino acids. Gene Ontology annotation, cellular component: membrane; voltage-gated potassium channel complex.